Messenger RNA from Astrephomene gubernaculifera, 7951 nucleotides. Lineage: Eukaryota; Viridiplantae; Chlorophyta; Chlorophyceae; Chlamydomonadales; Astrephomenaceae. The record is from the annotation of a GenBank genome assembly.
CGUCAAACUCAACCACCGCUUCCCGUCUCAGCGUACGGAUACGUGGUACGCAUCCAGCGCAGAUACCACUACGGGAUCCGUCACAGAUUGCUGUCGCCUUACAUUUCUGCGCACUUUGUAGGUGUUACCCUAGCUUCGUAGGUAGAACUCUCGUUUAGCCCUAACGCACUGCCGGCCACCCCGAUUGCUCUUUCAGCAACAUUUAACGGAAUGUAUUGUUAAGAAUGGAUGCUGCGGUCACGGAGUUCUUUUCAUUAGAGGAUUCGCCAGCACAACCACCGGCGAAUGCCGAAGACACCAGCCUGCGAGACCAUUACGGGUUCGCGGUCCCAUCCGAUUACCAUGAACUGUAUAAGCUAUACAGUCCAAUAUGGGAGAAAGAGGAGACGGAGCGCGAGGCUCACUGGAGCUACUACUUGAGCGACCUGGCGCAUUUCACUUCAGACGGUGGCAAGUUCACCAACUUGGAGGAUCUAUGCAGCGGUUGCCUCCAGGAAGGAGUUACGAUGGCGCGCGAUGAGAAAGGGCCACCUUGGCCACAGCGCCAAAAGCUUGAAGCGCUGGUACAUGGUGGCGUGCCCUUCACAAUCCGCGGCACCGUCUGGACUAUUUUCUUGGACACAUCGGUCCGCAAGCAGCGCGACUACUAUCAUGACCUGGUAAAGCGCUGCCUGGGCGACCUGCAGUACCGCGGCAGUUUGGAACUGGACGAGAUACGUCAGCAAGCGACCCAUGCGUCUGCAGCGCUGCAGGACGCCGCUACGCUGCACGGCCUGAGCGGCUUCACCGCUGUGACGGAGAAGGCGCUGGCCACGUGGCGGGCCAACAGCAAGGUGUGGCUGACCCAGAUCGAGAAGGACCUUCCGCGCACCUUCCCCGGGCUGCAGCUGAUGGAGCUCAGCGGCCGCCCCGCACUGCGCCGCGUGCUGGCAGCGUACAGCCUGCACAACUCGCGAGUGGGGUACUGCCAGGGGCUCAACUUCGUGGUUGGCACGCUGCUGCUGUUCCUGAACGAGGAGGACGCGUUCUGGUGCCUGUCCGCGCUGCUGCAGGACAUCCUGCAGGGCUACUACGAUGUGGACAUGAUGGCCAUGCAGGUGGACCAGCGCGUGUUCAAGCGGCUGGUGUCGGAGCACUUCCCGCAGCUGGCGGCGCGGCUGGAGGGGCUGGGGGCGGACGUGUCGUGCGUGUUUGUGCAGUGGUUCCUGUGCGUGUUCGUCAACUUCCUGCCCAUCGAGGCGUGUCUGCGGGUGUGGGACGCGCUUUUCUACUACCGCUCGCCCACCGUACUGUUCAAGACCGCCCUGGCGCUGCUGGACGUCUUCUCGCCCGCCCUCUCCGACUGCUCCGAUGUGCUUGACGCGCUGGACACGCUGCAGAGCCUCGCGCCGCUCACGUACGACAGCAACCGCCUCAUGCAGGCGGCGCUGGGGCCGCGGUUCGAGGGCGUGUCGGAUGCGCGGCUGGACACCCUGCGGCAGGAGUACCGCCAGGAGGUGGAGGCGGAGGCGGCGGCACUCGCAGAGGAGCUUGCCUGGGAGGCCUCCUCCGCCUCCUCCUCCGCAGCAGCAGCAGCAGGUCCGGGUCCUCACCCGCACCCUCAGCAGCAGCAGCCGCCGCAGCAGCAGCAACCCCAACCCAGCAAGAUCAGCGUCCUUAAGAUGCUCGCUCGCGGCAUGAAGGAGAAGUUCACAGGAGGCGGCGGGGGCAGCGGCAUGGGCGGCGGCGGGGGACCCGCAGCCGCUGCGGCCGCCGCCUUGGCUGCUGCGGGAUUCAGUUCAGGAGCGAGCAGUGUGGAGCGGGCGGCGUCGCCGGCGUCGCUGGACCCCGCUGCUGCUGCCGCCGCCGGGCCUAACGCCGCCACGCCCAAUGCUGCUGCCGCGGCGGCGGCGUUUGGCUGCACUGCCGCCGCUCACACCGCCGUCUCCAAUAACAACAACGGUGGCGGUGGCGGUGGCGGUGCGGAGGAGCCUCUGCUGGUCCGCACCCUCUCCCCCCCGCUGGACGGUCCCUCGGGGGGUGCUGACGUAGACAGUGACGACUACCCCCCCGAGGCCGGGGAGGAGGCCUUCACAUUUGAGCAGGUAGGCUACAUGGCGCCCUCGGAGCCGUACGGAGAGCAUUGUACGGAAAGCGGCGGCAACGUGGCGGCUGCUGGUGCCGUACUGGUGGCGCACCCCGGGAGGGAGGAGGAGGGGUCCCGUGUCGCGUUUGUAUGCGUGGGGGCGGCUGCUCCCGCGGCGGCGGCGGCAAUGGAUCCCCGUCUUCAGUCCUCGAGACAGCAGCAGCCACAGCAGCUACAGCAGCAGCCACAGCAGCUACAGCAGCAGCAAGAGUUCGUGCCGGUAAAGCAGGAGGGUGGGAGGGCAGUCGCAGCGGCGGCGGGAGGGCUUGGCGGUCGAGGAGGGCCCUGCGGUUCGGAGCCUGACUCCAAACCAGCGGUUGCAGCAACGCCGGUGGCGGGGAGCGCGACGCUACCAGCAGCAGCUGCAUCAGGAGCAGCAGCGGCGGAAGAGGAAGACCCGCUAGCUGGCUUGUUACCCCUGGCGACGUCCGACUCUGACAGCAGCCGCCAAACGCAGCUUUCCUCAGGCCACACCAGUCGUACCGCCCCGACCUUGUCGUACAUGUGGCAUGAAACGCCCAAAUGGACGAGCAUGCGCGUCGGCGCCGCAGCCGACGUUUCAUCUUCCAUCUCCGCGGCCGCGGCCGCCGGCUCUGCCGCCGCCGGCACCCAAACUGCAACCACCACGACAGCCGCUUCAGCGCCCGCGGCACUACAAACACCCGGCGCUACCGCCGCCAUUCCGGAUGCAACAACCUCCGCCGGCGCCGUUGCCGCUGCUGCAGCGGCUGCCCCCGAAACCCCCCUGGGCCCCUUGUCGCCGCAAGUGCUCAUGCUAGCGGGGUCGCAGUCCCUCGCGGCGCGCCUACCGUCGGAGGUCAUCGGCUUGGAUCCCGACAGCGCUGCGGACGCCGACUCCGACGUCCUGCACCCGCUGCGGUUGAGCUUCCACGGCGGCAUCGCGCCGCUCCUGCCGCUGGCCGGUGACGUCACGGCACUGGAGCUUGUACGGCAUGUCAGCGGAGGUGCCGCCGCCGCCUCCGCCGCCGCCGGCAGUACUGCUUCGGAGCUGGUGGCGGGUUUGGUCGAGGGUACGGCCGCGCCUCCUCCAGCGGAGGCGGUGGUGGGGCCAAGGGAUGCCGGCGUUCGAUGUUCAGUUACCGGUAGUUCGGACUUUAGUCAGGUGCAGGCUGCGGACCAGGCUCGGCGGGCGCAGGGGGGCAAGCGGCGGUUCAGCAAGGCGUCCUUGAGGGCGUGGGACAUCGCUUUGGCGCCUCUGAAGCGCCGUCAAGACGAGCAGCAGCAGCAGCAGCAGCAACAGCAGCAGCCGCAAACGCAAUCAGCCCAACAACAGCAACAGCGAAGCAACGCACAACCACCCCAGUCGCAGCAGCAACAGCAGCAGCAGAAGCCCGAACGGCUUGAGGCUCCAGGGGGUUCGAAGACACCGCAGGGUCUUCUGGGCCAAGGCACCUUGCCGCCUCCAUCACCCUCGCACCCGCAGCAGCAGCCGGCCUCGCAAGCCCCCAUGCACACGCCCACACGCCCGCAGCCCCCUCCUUCCCCUCUGCACCAGCAGCAGCCCCAGCAGCAGCCCCAGCACCCUCAGCAGCUGCAGAGCCCCUUCCUGGGAGGAGGGGCCGGCGCCGCUGCUGCUGCCGCCGCCUGCCGCAGCGCAGACGGCCCCUCAGACCGCCGCCGCGCGCAGGGGGCGCAUCCUGGUCCUGAUGCACACGUCUCCACUACCUGUGGACCGGGGGCCGGCACAUGCACCCCGGCCCCAGCAGCAUGCCCGCCCGGCCACCUGCCCGCCCACCCCCUACAGGGAGUCAACUCGGGGUCGAGCUCCGGUGGUGCGCUGGGGCCCUCCUCCACCCGCAGCUCGUGUGACAUGGGGCCCGGCAGGCAGGCAGGGGACCUCGGUCUGCCCGCUGCCACUCCGCCGGUAACACCUGGCGGCGGCGGCGCUACCGCCGCUUCGCAGCAGCAGCCGCAGCAGCAGCCGCAGCAGCAGCCGCAGCAGCAGCCGCAGCAGCAGCGGCAGCAUCCGUCGCUUCUUACACCGUCUGCGUCCCCGUUCGGUAUGGCUGCGACCGUCGGCGGAGGUGGAGGCGGAGGCGUUACUCCUCUGCCGGCCCCCGCUGCUGCUGCCGCCGCCACCACACCGGCGGCGCCGAUUCCAAUGGCGGCGGCAGGGACGGUGACGCGCGGCGGCGCUGCCACCUCCGCGCUUCCGCUGCCGCCUCACUCCUCCUACUCUGCUGCUGCUGCCGCUGCUGCCAUGCCGGUUGGUGGUGGUGGUGGUGGUGGUGGUGGCUGUCAGGUGGUUCCCCUAGGCAGCUCUGUGACCAGCACCUGCAGCGCGCUGUUGGUGGAUGAACACAGGGAGGCGUCGCCGGCUGAGGCGCGGGACGAGUGGGUGUUCAUGACAGUACCAGCGGAGGGCAACUACCCGCGCCGUCCUUCGCUGUCGUACACACCCUACGGCCCCGAGCAGCAGCACAGCGGCUCCCAAGACAAGUACACCUUGCUGUCCUGCGACAUGCGCCUCGACUCCGCAGCCCCCUCAGCUGUCCCUAACGCCGCCCCUUCCGCGGUCCUUACCGCUGUUCAGUCAGCAGCAGCAGCAGCACCUGCUGCUGCUUCCGGCCUCGCAGCAUCUCCCUACGUCCGCGGCCCGGCGGCGGCCACGCAGACCGCGCUGGCAGCCGCUGCCAACGGGUUCCCCAGCGGGGCUGCUGGCGGCAGCACCUGCUGCGCGACUCCUCACCCGCCGCCGCCACCUCAACCGCUGAGCGGCGUUGCGGAGGGAGAAGUGGAGUGGCGGACGCCCGCUGCCGGGGGUUGCGGGGGCCAGGAGGCUGCACGUGUGGUGCAGGAGUUGCGGGAGCUGCUGGGUGUGGAGGACCUGGCGCUGCACCACGGAGCGCUAGCGCAGCGGCUGAGGGGCCUGAUGCGGCUGCGGGGGGAGACAGCGACAGGGUCGGGGGCAGGGGCAGCUGGCAGCGAGCCGGGCCCCUCACGGGCUGCAACGGGAGGUACUGCUCCGCCGCUUGCUGCGGACCCCACGGGCCUGUCCGCCCCACUCGAGCGCCUGUCGCAGCUGCAGCAGCUGCUGGAGGGCCUGCUGGCCUCCGCCACCUCCGCUGCUGCCGUGCCGCCCCACGCCGCCUCUUCCUCCUCCGCCUCCUCCUCCUCUUCGAACCCCACUGCCGCCUCCACCGCAAUCAGCUCCACUCCCCUGUCCGGCCCUGCAGCGGCGGCGACGCCCUCCCUCACUCCCGCGGCCUCUGCGCCACCACCUGUAGCCGCCUCCAUCGCCGCCGCUGCCGGAGGCAACACCGCCACCGCCGCCGCCCCCUUCGCACUCGCGCUCCGUCCGGAGGGCUUGCUGCCCCUGCCGAUACCGCUGACGCUGCCGGCGGUGGCGGGGCCCUCCGCCGCUGCGUUGACUCCGUUUGACCAGCUGGUGGUGGGGCCAGGAGGGCAGGUACGACUGCAACCGUCAACGGCGGCGUCAGCGGCGGCGGUGCCGAACAACAACCUGCAGUCGGGGGGCGCGUUUGCAGCUGCCGGCGGCGGAGUUGCCGCCGCUGUAGCGCUAACGCCGGAUGCAGCCCCGCUGACGGCGGCAUCAUGCGCCGCCGUACAAGGAAGUACGGCACGAGGCGGUGUUGGUUGUGACUCGGGACAGCCUGCAACGGCUGCCACGUCAGGUGCAAGCGGGGCACUGUGUGGGGCACCAGGGGGCGGGCAGCAGCAGGCGGCAGCACCGCCGCCGCCGCAGCAGCAGCAGCUUUCCCAGCAGCAGCAGUUGCGCAGCGCGUUGGGUCUGUGCGGGCAGCUCCGAGGGGAGCUGGGCAGCAGUCGGCAGCGGUGCGGGGAGGCGCUGGGGAUCUUGGAGCAGUACGGCGUGCUGUGUGAGGUGCUGUCGGGGCGGUUGGAGGAGGUUGUACGGCAGUUGGCCGAGAAGCAGUACACGGUGGAGAAGCUGAGCAGCAAGCUGGACCAGACAAUGCAAAAGUACGCAGCUCAGGACACCGCCCUGGCCGACAAGGACCACGCCAUUCGCCACUUGCAGCACCAGCUACGGGGCGCAGCAGCAGCUGCCUCCAGUGCCCACGGCGGCGGCGGUGGCAGCGGUGUCAUGUCGGGGACCAUCAGCGGUCUCAGCAGCGCCCUGGGCUUCGGAGGCAGCAGCCAGCAAACAGCCACGGCGGCGGCCAGCGCUGGCGGAGUCGCCUCCGCCGCUGCCCCCGCCUCCGCCGCUGCAGCUCCGUUGCAUGGCACCAGUGCCGGGGCAGGCCGCAACGUCCCCCUGGGGCAACAGCUGUACGGCGGGGGUACGGCCGGAGGUGGAGGCGGAGGCGGAGGCAUGUGGACGGAUGGGUUGAGCAGUGGUGGCGGUGCGGGGAUGUGGCCGGGCGGCAGGAGCAGCAGUCCGCAGCGCCCGGGUCAGUCGGGGCUGUUGUGGCAGUUUGGGAAGAACUUGAAGGCCAAGUUUGGGGGCAAGGAUGAGGCGCAGGAGGGCUGAAGAGCAAGGGGUGCGGGUGGGCGUGGAGGGGGCGUGCAUGCGCGAGCGUGCAUGUGCUGGGCAGUCUGGCCGCGAGUAGGAACGUACGGGGUUGUGGGGCAUGUGUGUCGGGGGAAUAUAUAAUAAGUGCAAACAACUAGAGUCCCAACUAGAGGGGGGGAGGCGGUGCCGUUGCGAGCCUGCGAAAGGCCGGGCUGCGACCCGCGUAGCAUGCAGCAAGGGUGGGUUUGUUGCUUGCGCUGGAUUUCCUCGUAGCUAACGAAUCUGCGACACGCCCGACUUGGUGGGCACAGCUGAGCGAACACGUGAGGCUUGUGUGUGGACGCAGCUCCAGUGCCAAGACGCACGAAGCCACGACGUUCGACAUCGCCGUCUGUAUCAUUUGUAUUGGCGCUGCUCCAAGCUAUUGAUGGAACUGUAGAGCUGUAUGAUGACGAAGAAAAAACAAAGCGCGCUCUGGAGUUUCUACGGGACCUUGACAAUGACCUUGCGUCGAAGCAGACGCUAAGAGCAGCGAGGUGGAACACGCCAAAGAUUAUGCGUGCCCGAAGUGCGCUGGCAACACCAAUUUCAACUACAUCUGGAUUGGGGGACCUCGCUGCAGUACACGAUAUCAAUGCGGGGUGUUGCUUAUAGCUGACGGUGGAAAACUUAAGGGGCAACGCUGGAUGUGAUGACGGAGGGGUGGGAGUUGCACUGUUCCAACAACUUGCCACCAUGAUACGGUACUCCGCAUGUCUAGGUGAGGAAACCCUGCGGAGUGAAACAAGUGACGCCAGCAGCACUGCACCACAAAUGCUCGUAUGUCUUGUGGUCAUAAUAGGCUACACCAAUAACCUGUGGCACACAGGAUAACCUGUGGCCGGGAAUGAUGAGUUCCAAUCCCCAGUCUGUUGGCUGUUGCUCACGGCCCCUCUCUCCCUUGCUGCCCCCUCCCUUGUGCACCACGCAUGGCGCGCAACGUGUUUACAACGCCACGAUGUCCAUAUAGGGUUGCAUGUACCCGUUCAUCAAUGAGUUACGGGUCAUUGAAUGUUUUGUUGAACUCUUUGCACGUUAAAUAGGCAGCGAAGCGCCUUUAAAGAAGCGGGGCAGGGUGAGCCACGCCAUGGGCGAUUGAUGACCUUGCCCACCUCCCACGCCGCCUGUUCAUCACCUUGGAACACACCUCGCCACCCGGGCAUAUUUUGUUCACCUAGUGCCGUGGGGUCUAGCUGAGUCACAUGUGAUGUGAUGAUGUGCCGUCCGAGCCGCCGCAUGGGGGCAUGUACGAUAUGAGGCGGACUGGGUACGGUAUCGUACCGUAUUCGUACUUGUCUGCCCCCCUCUCGCACUGUAACAGUCCACAGGCA